Molecule: messenger RNA, 1619 nt
Organism: Sorghum bicolor (sorghum)
Lineage: Eukaryota; Viridiplantae; Streptophyta; Magnoliopsida; Poales; Poaceae
Product: GDSL esterase/lipase LTL1
Exons: 4
Coding region: 114-1301 (395 amino acids)
Molecular function (GO): hydrolase activity, acting on ester bonds
Source: RefSeq, a predicted model, not a curated record
GUCCAUUCCAUUCCAUCAAUCAAUCAAUUCGACCUCACUCUCGUCUCGUCAGUGUGACUGUGUGAGCGAGUGUCCGAACGAAACGAAGCCCCGGCCCUUCCACUCCACGCGCGAUGGACGCUCCUCUGCUCGUGACCUUCCUCGUCGUCGUCCCCGUGGCGGUGGUGGUGGCGCUCCUCGUGGCGUCGGCGUCCGCGGCGGCGCCGCGCGCCUUCUUCGUGUUCGGGGACUCCCUGGUCGACAACGGCAACAACAACUACCUGAUGACCACGGCGCGCGCCGACGCGCCGCCGUACGGGAUCGACUUCCCCACGCACAUGCCCACGGGGAGGUUCUCCAACGGGCUCAACAUCCCGGACAUCAUCAGCGAGCACCUCGGCUCCCAGCCCGCGCUGCCGUACCUCAGCCCGGACCUCCGCGGCGACCAGCUGCUCGUCGGCGCCAACUUCGCCUCCGCCGGCGUCGGCAUCCUCAACGACACCGGCAUACAAUUCGUGAACAUCAUCAGGAUCGGGCAGCAGCUGCAGAACUUCCAGGACUACCAGCAGAGGCUGGCCGAGUUCGUCGGCGAGGACGCGGCGAGGCAGGUCGUCAACAACGCGCUCGUGCUCAUCACGCUCGGCGGCAACGACUUCGUCAACAACUACUACCUGGUGCCAUUCUCCGUCCGGUCUCGCCAGUUUGCCAUCCAAGACUACGUCCCCUACCUCAUCUCCGAGUACAGGAAAAUCCUCACGCGGCUGUACGAGCUCGGGGCCCGGCGCGUGGUGGUGACGGGCACGGGGAUGAUCGGGUGCGUGCCGGCGGAGCUUGCCAUGCACAGCAUCGACGGCGAGUGCGCGCGCGACCUCACGGAGGCGGCCGACCUCUUCAACCCGCAGCUGGUGCAGAUGCUCUCCCAGCUCAACGCCGACAUCGGCGGCGACGUCUUCAUCGCCGCCAACACCAACCGGGUCAGCUUCGACUUCAUGUUCAACCCGCAGGACUACGGGUUCGUGACGUCCAAGGUGGCGUGCUGCGGUCAGGGCCCGUACAACGGGAUCGGGCUGUGCACGCCGGCGUCCAACGUGUGCCCCAACCGGGACGUGUACGCGUACUGGGACGCGUUCCACCCCACGGAGCGCGCCAACCGGAUCAUCGUCGGCCAGUUCAUGCACGGCUCCACCGACCACAUCACCCCCAUGAACAUCAGCACCAUCCUCGCCAUGGACAACACACAGCAGGGACUAGGCCUACCUGCUGCUGCUGCUGCUGCCUCGCUCCAUCCCAUCUCUCCCUGGCUAGCUGACGUCCAUCCGUGACCGUGAUCCCUUCCGGGCACUGGCAGCUACUAGCUACUACGACAAACAUAGCUACUUUGUACUAGUAUAAGUUGGUCAUUGGUUGGCUCACACCAAGAGAUUUUCUGUAUGUUCAUGAGGCUGGUGGAUAAGAGGCAUUGGUGUUCUUUUUGUGGUUUAGAUGACGUGAAUUACUGGUGAAUUAAGCCUUAGAGUGGGUUCUGUAUAAUUGUCUUAAGUUUCUUUAUUUGUUCAAGCAGAUUGUUUGGCAGGGCUAGUUAGGAACUUCUGAGAUUAGUAGUCCGUCCGAUUAAUUCAAGAAAUUUAUUGCACUUUGUA